AGUUAACCAACAAAGUUGUUUGCGCAAUAUGUGUCAAUUAUUUCUUCAAAAAAUCUGAGUUAAAACAAUUAAAUUUCAAACAAUAACAGAAGUUCUGUUACAGAAGUAACGAACUAAAGUGAAAUAGUUGCAAAAAUUGUACUGUUGGUCAAACUAGUGAUUACUGUUCGACUUCUUAGCGAGAUAGCUCUGAGAUAACUUUUACUGCAUGUUAUAAUAUGACAGUUGUUUUAAAUACUUUUAAAUUAAUUGAUAUAUAUUUACAUGUAUAAAAUUAAGCUGUAUUAUUUUCCUGACUUGAGAGUUGGAUGCACCUCAAAUGUGCUGCCGUUCCACGUCGGUGAAGGACAUUGAAACUAUGGUGGCUUCUUCUUUUGACUUUGAGUAGCUGCUGGUAGUAUUUUGUUUUCCAGAUUUUUCGAUAUUUCCAAAUUUUAUGUUUUUAAGAAAUAUUGACAGGUCCUAAAUUAAGGUCACCUUUUCCAACACAGUGGUGUUGUGUUCACUGGAUAGUAUAUUAUUUUUUUCAAGACAUCUGGAGAAGUAACAUAACAUGGCCACCAAAAAGACACUGCCUUCCGAAAGCUCUGAAAGUACGAACGAAGAUAAUAAGACAUUUACUUGUACGAAAUGUAAGAUGGAUAUCCGUGGAGAUCAACGGGAGGCACAUCGCCGGGAACAUUAUCCAGCAGGACCAAAACGUCCGGCUCAGGCGCCCCGCCCAGGGCCAAGAAGCAGGACUCGACGGCCUGCAUCAGUAACGACUGAAGAAGGAUCGCUCUUUGAGGCGGAGGAGGAGGAGGAGGAGGAGGAGGAGGAAGAAGAAGAAAAUCGUCGAUCCACCCUUCGUUCACAGACUGCUGCUGUCGUCGAACCAGAUGCUAACGACACUUCGGUGAUGGCUCGAGAACAACGGGCUAAACUAAUCCAUUGGAAGAACACCCCGGCAUACAAAAAUAAGAAGUUCAAGGGGGCUUAAUAAUGAUGCCUCUAAACUAUGAAUUAUAUAGAGGUUUUAAUGUGUAAGAGCAUGUUGAUUGAAUUAAUAUUUUCUUAUUUUUCCUAACGUUACGGUUCAAAAUGAAACCGCUAGAUAAUAUUUAAAGUAUUUAGAAUAACCCAUUAUCCCUGGCGUUUCUUUUAUUUGAUGGAAUAAACAUGAGCUGGUUAUAAAAUA
Folsomia candida is the source of this 1177-nucleotide messenger RNA. Its product is annotated as nucleolin. The transcript has 4 exons. Bases 554 to 979 code for a protein of 141 amino acids. The record is from RefSeq and is a predicted model, not a curated record. NCBI's taxonomy places the organism in Eukaryota, Metazoa, Arthropoda, Collembola, Entomobryomorpha, Isotomidae.